Molecule: messenger RNA, 3418 nt
Organism: Acomys russatus (golden spiny mouse)
Lineage: Eukaryota; Metazoa; Chordata; Mammalia; Rodentia; Muridae
Gene: Tango6
Product: transport and golgi organization 6 homolog
Exons: 18
Coding region: 71-3325 (1084 amino acids)
Biological process (GO): protein secretion
Source: RefSeq, a predicted model, not a curated record
UCAAAAUGGCGGCCGCGCUGGUCCACUUGGGCUUCUGAGCUCAUCAAAAGCGGCUACCCCCACUCCAAUCAUGGCGGCCCCGCGGCCCGGGGCGGCUGCGCCGAAUGUUGUUCCGGAGACAUGUGGUCUGGAGCAGAUUCUGGAAGCGCUGAAGCUGCUGCUGAGCCCAGGAGGAUCAGGCUCAAGUUCACUACAGAACACAAAACAUGGUGUCCUACUGGAGACUCUCAAAUCUAACCUGUCUGCCUUGGAGACCAAGUUCCUGAAGGAUGCUCAGUGGAAGAAGCUGAAAGACCUAAGAGAUGAAAUUGCCGAUAGGGCGGAAUGGCCACAAAGCUCGGAGGACAUCACGUGGAGUUUCACCUCUCAAUCCCUGCUGCUGCUGCUGUGUUUGAAGGAGAGCAUGGCUCGUCUUGCAGCUGACUUCAGUCCAGGCAAACCUAACCCCAGGACUCCGGAAGCUGCUCCUGCCCUCAGCCCGGAUACACUCAGCGUCUCCCAACAGAAGACCUUCCAGUCUGUUUUGCAGUUUGUAGUCACCUUGGGUGUCUGCCCCUACCUCAUGCCUGGUGUGGGAGUCCCUCUGAGAGACAGGACUGAGUUUGGAGCUGUUGUUCAGGAUGUAGUGCGUCUGGAGGCAGCCCCCCAUGCCACCCGGAGACUGUACACCUGCUGCAGGGUCCUCCUAGACCUGGCUCAGCAUGCAUCUCUGGGGAGCUUGAUUUUUUGCCGCCAUUUUGGGGAUAUUGCAGCAGGUUUGUGCCAGCUGGGGUUCUGCCCAACCAAAAGAAAACCACCAGCACCUGUGGAAGAGGUUUUAACAGAAGAGGAAAGAACCUUAUCAAAGAGGGCCUUGAGAGACAUCUUGGAUCAAGUCUACCAACCAUUAGCUGUCCGGGAAUUACUUAUCCUCCAGGGAGGACCGCCCCAGUCCUGCACAGAUGUGAAGACACAGCUCAGGUGCCAGGCCCCAGCUUGGCUCCGGCGUCUCUGUGGGCAGCUGCUCUCUGAACGGUUGAUGAGGCCCAAUGGCGUGCAGGCAGUCGUCCGGGGCAUUUUGGAAGGAGCAGGUGCGGGUGCUGCUGGUGGGAGUGAUGCCGAGGCCACAGCUGCUGACUGGAAGAAAUGUGACUUGAUUGCAAAGAUUCUGGCCUCCUGCCCCCAGCAGUCUCUUUCCCCAGAGAGCUACUACAAGGACAUCUGCCCACAGAUUCUGGACUUAUUCCACUUUCAAGAUAAAUUGACGGCACGGCAGUUUCAGAGAGUGGCCACUACCACCUUCAUAACUAUGUUGAGGGAACACCCAGAACUGGCCCCAAAGUAUUUGCUUCAGCCCAUGUUAGUGCCUCUGCAGCGAUGCUUGACCACAGCAGAGAUUCCAGAGAGUGCCAUGGUGCCAGGAACUGUUCUGGUGACUGAGGAAGAGCUUGAUCGAUGUGUUGAAGAUGUGUUUAAGGUGUAUGUGGUGGCAAAUGAGCCUCUCCCAGUGUUACUGGACUCUCUGUUUCCGCUCCUCGGGGUGCUCUUUUCUCUCUACUGUUUUACCAAGCAAAGCGUGUCUCACAUAAGGUCACUUUGCCAAGAGAUCUUGUUAUGGAUUCUGGUGAAGCUGGAAAGGAAGAAGGCAAUUGCCAGCCUGAAAGGAUUUUCGCGCUUGGACAAAGCUGUGCCGGCUCUCCAUCCUCAGUGUCAGUUCAGAGCUGCCAUGCACGGUGGCGUCGUGAUUACCAUCAAAGAGGCCCUUAGUGACGAUGAAGAUGAAGCCCUGUUCCAGAAGGUGUCUUCAGAGCAGAGCCAGCUGGAGUGUCUUGGGGACUUGCUGUUCCACUGCCAGGAGUGUGGUUUGGCAGGAGACUUCUUCAUCUUUUGUUUGAAGGAGUUGUCUCAUCUGGUGAUGGAACAUGAAGCAGGAUUCACCCCCAAACCUGCCAGUUGUAUGAGCCUCCGGGAAUUAGAGGAGCACCAGGCUCUGCUUCUAGAAGACCAAGAGCGGAAGCUGCUGGUCCUGCAGUUGCUGGGCCUUCUGUGUGAGAGAGUGUCUGAGCAGAUAUUCACACACAUUGCUCAGGUAGUGGACUUUAUAGCAGCAACACUGCAGAGAGCAUGUGCAAGCCUGUCUCAUGAGGCAGAGAGCACCGUGGAAUCCCAAACCCUGAGCAUGUCCAUGGGGCUGGUGGCUGUCAUGCUAGGAGGAGCUGUUCAGUUGAAGUCAAGUGAUUUUGCAGUCCUGAAGCAGUUGCUGCCUCUGUUGGAGAAGGUCUCUGACACAUACCCUGACCCUGUCAUCCAAGAACUCGCUGCCGAUCUCCGAAUUACCAUCUCUACUCACGGGGCCUUCUCCGCUGAGACUGUCAGCAUGGCUGCUCAAAGUACCCUGAACAAAAAAGACCCGGGCUGGAAAAUAGGAGAAGCGCAACAAAGCGGUCAUGACACACCCACAGAAGGGGCUGAGAACCGCCCUGAACGAGAGCGGAACCCCCUCAGAACAGGGCAAGGUUCCAAUGCGCCCAGUACCUCGACAAGCCAGCCACCUGGAAAUAUAACCGCGGAACAGUUCCAGGAGGUUCUCUUAUCAGCCUGUGAUCCCCAGAUUCCAACCCGGGCUGCUGCCCUUCGCACUCUUUCCCGCUGGGUAGAGCAGAGAGAAGCAAGAGCCCUCCAGGAACAAAAGAAGCUUCUCCAGAUAUUCUUGGAGAACUUGGAGCAUGAAGACACCUUUGUGUAUCUAUCUGCAAUUCAGGGGGUUGCCCUUCUCUCAGAUGUGUGCCCUGAGGAAAUCUUGGUUGACCUAUUGACCAAAUACGACAGCGGCAAAGACAAGCACACUCCCGAGACCAGAAUGAAAGUUGGAGAGGUCCUGAUGCGAGUUGUCAGAGCAUUAGGGGACAUGGUCUCAAAAUACCGGGAACCUCUGAUCCAUACCUUCCUGCGAGGAGCGAAAGAUCCAGACGGUGCACACAGGGCCAGCAGUUUAGCCAACCUGGGAGAACUGUGCCAGCGCCUGAACUUCCUGCUGGGCCCCGUGGUUCAUGAGGUGACGGCCUGCCUGAUUGCUGUGGCUAAAACAGACAGUGACGUUCAGGUGCGCAGAGCUGCGGUCCACGUGAUUGUGCUGCUGCUUCGGGGACUCAGCCAGAAAGCAACUGAGGUGCUGAGCGAUGUCCUCAAGGAUCUCUAUCACCUGCUGAAGCAUGUGGUGCGUUCGGAACCCGAUGCUGUGGCCAGGCUCCAUGCCCAGCUGGCCCUGGAGGAGCUGGAGGAGAUCAUGAGGAACUUCCUGUUUCCACCCCAGAAGCUGGAGAAGAAGAUUGUGGUCCUGCCAUAGACCUGGUUCACAGGCCAUGGAAGAAGGCAGGGAGGGACCAAGCAGCCAAAGCCGUGGCCACACACCUCCCAGCAGGUGGCUCCACCGCCUCCU